Molecule: messenger RNA, 2199 nt
Organism: Hippocampus comes (tiger tail seahorse)
Lineage: Eukaryota; Metazoa; Chordata; Actinopteri; Syngnathiformes; Syngnathidae
Product: fibronectin type III domain-containing protein 10
Exons: 1
Coding region: 34-609 (191 amino acids)
Source: RefSeq, a predicted model, not a curated record
GGAGGCAUCGGGGGGCCGCUCUGCUUUCGACACAUGUUGGCUGGGUACACUUGCCACGAGGGAGACUGCAGGCGGGCAGUUUCUUCAGGGAGCUUGGUUGCAAAUAUUCUCAUCAAUGGCAGCGUGCUACUACAGUGGAGCCAAGGGAGAGAGGUCUCGGGAGUCCCGGGGUCACCCGAUCAGACGAGAGCUCCUGGAGCAAAAUCAUCGAGUAUUGAAAAAACAAAUAGUAUUUUUAGUGGUCGGCGCCACAGACAUGGAGGUUACGAGUUGAGCUGCUGGUGGAACGGCAGCUACACUCAAUUUGAGUGCGCCGGGGUCCAUCUCGGUUCUGGGUGCAGGGACUUCCUUUUGAGCGAACUGCACCAGAACAUCCCCUACCGCAUCUGCCUGCGCUCCCUGGACCAGAGAGCGGACCACAAGGACUGCGUGGAGUUUAUCCUGCCACCGUCCGGGAUGCAGGAUAUCGUGAUCGCCAUGACAACAGUCGGGGGCGCCAUUUGCGUGAUGUUGGUCAUCAUCUGCUUACUGGUGGCGUACAUCACAGAAAACAUCAUGAGCCCCGCGACGCAGCACACAUACUCCUACCGCACUCACUCACGCCACUGAGGCUCACCUUGAACACUAACUGUCCACCAUGAACUCGCCUGAUGUGACCUUCACUUAAUUGUUGUCCAUGUAGUAACAGCAGUGUGUGUGUGUGUGUGUGUGUGUGUGUGUGUGUGUGAACUGAAGCACAAUAGUGUAUCUGAAGCAGAUAAACCUAUAAACCCGUGCAAACGAGAGCUAAACCAAAUUUACCUAUAUUGCACAGUGUAAACUCUGAGUCAAAAAAUACAUACCGGAUUAAUUCUAAUAUGUCGUAGUUUGGGAAAUAAAAAAAAUAAGCGGUCAAUUUCCCAACCUUUAUUGAUCGUACAUCAGAAAGAUUUCCUGACACAAUACAAACCAAAAAUGUCACAAAGAGUAUAUAUGCUAAAAUAAUGAUCUUGUCUCAAUUUACUCACAAAUUCACGUAAUGUAAAAUCUGGGCCUGUCUAAAGCUGAGAUACUCACACAAAGCCGUGACUUGCUGGAUUCUGUUAUAAGAAUGGCAAAAUGUUUAUUGUACCUUCUUCUGCCAUCGAACAGAAAAGCAUUAAAUUGUUCUGUCUGUCACUAUACGUCUGUGGCAUACAUUGAUUAAUAAUUUUUGGAGGAAUUAAGUGAAAUUUAAGCCUUUCCAGUGGGACCCAAUGAUCUCUCACAAGAGUGUGCCGUGGCACCCAGUUUGAGGAAUCGCAGCUUUAGGUGACAUUUCAGCAUUGUCAGUAGUCAUGCAAGUGUAAAUGUAAGUUAACCAAUGGCAUUGGUAAGCUCUUGAAACAAUAACAUACAGUAUAUAGUCACCUUACUCUUAAUGAAACGUUGUCGGUUUUCUGUUAUUAUUGUCGACUUGUUGUUGAGUUUGUUGUGUUGUACUGAACAGCCAGGACAGAGAUGGGUGAAACGAAUGACAAAAUGCUAAUUUACAUAGUACAAAUUCCGAAGUACAUCCCAUUCGUCUUUUAGAAUUAUUGUACUGAGCAGCCACAACAGACAGAUGAUACCAUAUUCCAGUGUUUCAUAUCCAUUUCUUGUACAACUGUACAUGGUCUACAUCAUAUUUCACCUCUUUGUCAUCACUGAUACCCUUUGUUGUGACAAAAAUGAAUUAAAAAAAAAAAGAGCCAAAGAAACCACAAAGUAUCCUUGAGGAAUUCCUCCGGAAGUCUUGUGAAUGAAUUUUGAGUCAUUUUGUUAAGUUGAAUUCCAUAUUGUACAACCUAAGGGCAUUGGAGGUUUCCCUGCACUUUACAAUGAGAACAUGAUGAUCUGCUCAAUUGUGUUGCGUUUAUGAGUUUGUCAGUGAUUAAUCGUGAAUCUUUUUAUCAGCUGCAAUAUACAGCAAUGUCAUUAAUGAAAUGCAUUUAGUGUUCCCCGUUAGCUGACGUUUACUCAAUGUACGCCACACACAAGUGUGCCGAUAACUUGUGACCUUGUUGGCACACAAAAGAUACUGGAGUGAAUUACAUGUGUCUGUUACACUUAUCUUGUGACAUACAUACGUUUGUAUAUCAUUUAGUAAAGGGCAAUACAAUCACUAAAUACUGUUCCAAACAACAUCAUCCACGAUACCUUGGUGUCCUGCUGUCAGCCAAUAAAGUAUCUUAGAUAAUU